Aspergillus oryzae RIB40 is the source of this 804-nucleotide messenger RNA. RefSeq lists its product as uncharacterized. The record is from RefSeq and is a predicted model, not a curated record. Lineage: Eukaryota; Fungi; Ascomycota; Eurotiomycetes; Eurotiales; Aspergillaceae. Bases 1 to 804 code for a protein of 267 amino acids. The transcript has a single exon.
AUGUCUCCCAUUGCAUCCCAUUCACAGAGACCCCCACCUUCACUAUCUGUGGAUGAGGAGAAGUUUGAGCAAAACUCGGACAACACCAUAGCCGAUGAUUAUGUUGAUCCACGUGUGUUCGACCAAAGGAGACGCCGCGCGUUCUCUCGCCAGUACAUGAUUAUCGUAAUAUACCUCCUGUUGACCCUUGGAGGUCUCCUGCUUACCGCCGUCGACGUUACUUCAACCGCCUACUCCACCUCAAACCUCAUGCGCUGGGAAUCGUCGGCUUCGUUUGCACUGGAGUCAUCACACCCGUCUUCCUCCCACGGCCACCAUGAUACAUCACCAAAGACAUAUGACCCAUCCUUUCCAGCGAUGAAAGGAGUUAUGAAGUCGCCCUGUGGCCAUACCGCUGGUGAAGCUAGAGCGCGAGGUUGUCACUUUGACAUUAUCACUUUUUGCUGGCUACCAGACCGCUGCUACGAUGCGGAACUAUCGGACUCCUUGGAGAAGUUGGUCGACUGGAAGUGGUACCUUGACCGGAACAAGACACAGCCAGUCCCCAAGGAAGAAGCCCUGCAGGGGGAAUUGGAUGGACUGUAUGUAAGUUGGGAGUAUUCUGUGCAGCACUGUGUGUACAUGUGGGAGAAGAUGCAUCGAGGGUUGCUGGGAGCGGGUAAAGCGGCAAUCGACACGUAUAUCGGCCCCUAUAGCCAUACUGAGCACUGUGGAAAAAUGAUAUUGAGUCCGGGGGGAGGUUAUGCGAUGAGCGAUAUCAACACUCGGAUUCGCGUGAAGUUCCCUAAUUGUGGAAUCAAGUAG